AUGAGAGCGCGGAAGUCCCCGCCCCUGGGCUGCUAGGGCGGCGGCGACCUCGGCGGCUCGCAAGGAUUUGAAACCGUUUCUCUGUGGCGGCGGCGGCGGCGGCGGCGGCGGCGGGGCGGCCGACCGGAAAGCUUGCAUACUGAGUUAUGGAAAUAGGAAGUGAAGAAGAAAAAUGGGAGAAGCUGGAUGCAGAAUUUGAUCACUUUGUGGUAGAUAUGAAGCCCUUCGUUCUAAAAUUACCCCAUAGGUCAGAACGGCAGAGGUGUGCACUUUGGAUCAGAAAACUGUGUGAGCCUUCAGGAACAGGUGUAGGAGUAAUGGGCAGGAAGAAUCGGAACCUGUAUGCAAAACUGUUACUGCACAUGCUGAAGCGCGGAGUGCUUGAAGGCCCCUUUACACACCGACCUGAACCAGGGACACUGAAAACCUUACCUUCGUACAUGUCCAUCUAUUUUGAUGAACCAAAUCCAGCACGAGCAAAAGGUUCAAGCCCGGAAGGAUUACCAGACUGGGUAAUGGGUGAACUGGGGACCAGUGAACACAGAUUAAAUGAAUCAUGGAAGCUUUCUUCCGGAGAAGAUUACUCUUUGGUGCAGUCACCAACUGAUGUACACAGUAGGGAACAAUACACUGCGAAGCUCCAAAUGAGAUCACAUUCUAUGAGUCCAACCUCCAGAGAAGAUGGACAAAAUAUCACCCCAAAGAGUUGUGAAGCUCAUUCCAAAAAAUCUGCCGUUUCUUUGGAUGACAGUGACAUCGAAGCUCGCCUUAAUAGUUGGAAUCUUGGGAUAGAAAAUCCUCGAUACCUGAGACAGAAGCCAAUCCCAAUUUCUCUGAUGACUCCCAAAUUCAACUUGAGAAAAUCCAGCAGUUUCCAUGAUGAACAUCUACUUUCUCGAAUGCAUGAGAAGGAGUUGGACAUAAAAACAAAAAUGCUGGAAGCUAAAUGUCAUGAGGAGAAGCUUAAACUGCAGCAGAAACAUGAUGCCGACGUUCAGAAGAUUUUAGAAAGAAAGAAUAAUGAAAUAGAAGAAUUGAAAACUUUAUACAAAAAGAAACAAAAUGAGAUGGAGGAGACUAUUAGAAAACUUGAAAAAAAAGUUCAGGCCCUUAUACGUGACUGUCAAGUUAUCAGAGAGACCAAAGAAAACCAGAUUACAGAGCUAAAAAAGAUAUGUGAACAGAGUACAGAAUCUCUGAAUAAUGAUUGGGAAAAAAAGCUCCACAAUGCUGUCGCAGAAAUGGAAAAGGAAAAGUUUGAUCUUCAAAAGCGGCACACAGAAAAUAUUCAAGAGUUGCUUGAGGACACAAACGUGCGUCUGAAUAAAAUGGAGGGUGAAUACAUGGCCCAGACACAGUCCACGAACCAGGUGGUCAAGGAACUGGAGUCACGUGUCCAGCAGCUGACUGGAGAAGCAGAGAACAGUAACUUACAGAGACAGAAAUUAAUUCAAGAAAAAUUGGAGCUUGAAAGAUGUUACCAGAUAACAUGUAAUGAAUUACAAGAAGUAAAGGCAAGGCGCAACACACUGCAUAAAGAGAAAGAUCAUCUUGUAAACGAUUAUGAACAAAACAUGAAAGUAUUACAAGCCAAAUAUGAUGCUGAUAUAAGCCUUCUGAAAAAGGAGCAUGCUCAUUCAGCUUCUAAGGCAUCUGGUAUGAUUAAAGAACUAGAAGAGAACAUCUGUCAAUUAAAACAGCAGCUCCAGGAGUCAGAACUUCAAAGAAAGCAACAACUAAGGGAUCAAGAAAAUAAGUUUCAAAUGGAGAAAAGUCAUUUAAAACGCACCUAUGAAAAAAAGAUUAAUGACCUGCAGAGUGAACUUGAUAAAGAGAAAGAAGAUGCUCAAAAGAAAAUCCAUAAAUUUGAGGAAGCACUGAAGGAAAAAGAGGAACAGCUGACACGUGUGACUGAAGUUCAGAGGCUGCAGGCCCAGCAGGCAGACGCUGCUCUGGAAGAGUUUAAGCGGCAGGUGGAACUGAACUCAGAGAAAGUCUAUGCCGAAAUGAAAGAGCAGAUGGAAAAAGUAGAAGCAGAUCUAACUAGAUCCAAGUCUCUUCGUGAGAAACAAUCAAAGGAGUUUUUAUGGCAGCUGGAGGAUGUCAAACAACAAUAUGAACAGCAGAUAGUAGAGCUGAAGCUGGAGCAUGAACAGGAGAAGACGCACCUAUCACAGCAGCACAGCGCAGAAAGGGAUAGCCUAGUCCGAGACCACGAACGGGAAAUUGAAAACCUGGACAGACAGCUUCGCGCUGCCAAUAUGGAGCACGAAAAUCAAAUCCAAGAGUUCAAGAAACGAGAUUCACAGGUUAUUGCUGACAUGGAGGCCCAAGUUCACAAGCUGAGAGAAGAGCUGAUUCACGUGAACUCGCAGCGGAAACAGCAGCUGAUAGAGCUUGGUCUUCUUCGCGAAGAGGAGAAGCAAAGGGCUGCAAGGGACCAUGAGACCGCUGUCUACAAACUGAAGGCUGAGUCAGAAAAGAUGAAGAUGGAGCUGAAAAAGACUCACGCCGCUGAGACAGAGGUGACAUUGGAAAAGAUCAUAGCAGAACUUCAGACAACCAUUUCCUCUCUGAAAGAGGAGAAGAGCCGGCAGCAGCUUGCUGCAGAAAGGCGGCUCCAGGAUGUUAUACAGAAGUUUGAAGAUGAGAAGCAGCAGCUGAUUAGAGAUAAUGACCGAGCAAUCAAGGCUUUACAAGACGAACUAGAAAACCGCGCUAACCAGGUGCGAUGCACAGAGAAGAAACUACAGCACAAGGAACUAGAGUCACAGGAACAGAUAACUUAUAUACGACAAGAAUAUGAAACCAAAUUCAAAGGGUUGAUGCCAGCAUCUCUAAGACAGGAGCUGGAAGACACCAUUUCCUCCCUAAAGUCACAGGUUAACUUUCUGCAGAAGAGAGCAUCCAUCCUUCAAGAAGAACUGACUACAUACCAAGGCAGAAGGUAACUGCGCAAAGACUUACCUGAGUAGCACAGGGCGAGGGCAGUGGAUGUCUGGGCUGCACUGUGGAUUUCUUCCAGCAGGUUUGAAGAUUUGGAUAUUGUAAACUGUGAGAUCAAUGGCAUUUUUUAAUACUUAAAUGUAAUCAAGAUCAUAAACACAUGCAUCACUCAUAAGCUAUGGGGUGGUUUUAUUUGUGUCUGCCUAAGUUAUUUUUUUUAACAUUCCUUUAUUUCGGAUUUCCAUAUUCGCGUGCAUUUGAGCCUGUGCUGAGAAUUGCUUAUAUUGGGGAAAGAAAUGAUUUCUCAUAAUAUGCUUUGUUGACGCUUUUGUAUAGAAUUUUACCAGUUGCGUAUGAUCAAGAUCACGUUUGUAGUAUCGUAUCACAAUUUUUAACGUGCUUACGUUGUUUUCAUUCAUGUUCGUGUUCACACAUUAUUAAAACAUUGUGUUUUGUACUUA
This is a messenger RNA of Zalophus californianus (California sea lion), 3407 nucleotides long. It is a transcript of the gene CEP112, whose product is annotated as centrosomal protein 112. Lineage: Eukaryota; Metazoa; Chordata; Mammalia; Carnivora; Otariidae. The record is from RefSeq and is a predicted model, not a curated record. The transcript has 26 exons. Bases 147 to 2951 code for a protein of 934 amino acids.